AUGGCUUCUUCUUCCUCCCUUUUUUUUUAUUUUCUAUUCCUUCUUUUUACUGAUAUAACAUUUUCUUCUUUUUCUUUUUCUUCUUCUUCUUCUUCUUCUUCUUCUUCUUCUUCUUCUUCUAUCGUAUCUUUCGAAGGAUUUAAUAAACACUCCCUAUCUUUCUUCUUCUUCUUCUUCUUCUUCUUCUUCUUCUUUUCGUUUGUUCAUCACUUCUUCUUCUUCUUCUUCUUCCAAAAAGAUUUAAUAAUCACUCUUUAUCUUUCUUCUUCUUCUCCUUCUCCUUCUUCUUCUUCUUCUUCUUCUUCUUCUCGUUUGUUCAUCACCCCCUAUUUUCUUCGUUUUCAUCUAUCUUUCUUCUUCUUCUCCUUCUCCUUCUUCUCCUUCUCCUUCUUCUUCUUCUUCUUCUUCUUCUUCUUCUUCUUCUUCUUCUUCUCGUUUGUUCAUCACUCCCUAUCUUCUUCUUCUUCUUUCAACUGGUUUGUUCAUCACUCCCUAUUUUCUUCGUUUUCAUCUUCCAAAGGAUUUAAUAAUCACUCCCUAUCUUUCUUCUUCUUCUUCUUCUUCUUCUUCUUCUUCUUCUCGUUUGUUCAUCACUCCCUAUCUUCUUCUUCUUCUUCUUCUUCUUCUUCUUCUUCUUCUCGUUUGUUCAUCACUCCCUAUCAUCUUCUUCUUCUUUUUCUCGAUUUAAUAAUCACACCCUAUCUUUCUUCUUCUUCUUCUUCUUCUUCUUCUUCUUCUUCUUCUUCUUCUUCUUCUUUUUCUCGUUUGUUCAUCACCCCCUAUUUUCUUCGUUUUCUUCUUUUUAAUAAUCACACCCUAUCUUUCUUCUUCUUUCUUCUUCUUCUUCUUCUUCUUCUUCUUCUUCUUCUCGAUUUAAUAAUUCUAUCUUUUCUUCUUCUUCUUCUUUCUUUUUUCUCGUUUGUUCAUCACCCCCUAUUUUCUUCGUUUUCUUCUUCCGAAGGAUUUAAUAAUCACACCCUAUCUUUCUUCUUCUUCUUCUUCUUCUUCUUCUUCUUCUUCUUCUUCUUCUCGUUUGUUCAUCACCCCCUAUUUUUUUCGUUUUCUUCUUCCGAAGGAUUUAAUAAUCACACCCUAUCUUUCUUCUUCUUCUUCUUCUUUCGUUUGUUUCUUCUUUUUCUUCUUCUUCUUCUAUCAAAUGGUUUGUUCAUCACUCCCUAUUUUUUUUCGUUUUCUUCUUCCAAAGGAUUUAAUAAUCACUCCCUAUCUUUCUUUCUUCUUCUUCUUCUUCUUCUUCUUCUUUUUUCUCGUUUGUUCUUAAUCACACCCUAUCUUUCUUCUUUCUUCUUCUUCUUUUUCUCGUUUGUUCAUCAUCAUUUUCUUCGUUUUCUUCUUCCAAAGGAUUUAAUAAUUCUUCUUUCUUCUUCUUCUUUUUUCUCGUUUGUUCAUCACCCCCUAUUUUUUUCUUUUUCUUCUUCCGAAGGAUUUAAUAAUCACACCCUAUCUUUCUUCUUCUUCUUCUUCUUCUUCUUCUUCUUCUUCUUCUUCUCGUUUGUUCAUCACCCCCUAUUUUCUUCGUUUUCUUCUUCCGAAGGAUUUAAUAAUCACACCCUAUCUUUUUUUUCUUCUUCUUCUUUUCUUUUUUUCUCGUUUGUUCAUCACCCCUAUUUUUUUUCGUUUUCUUCUUCCGAAGGAUUUAAUAAUCACACCCUAUCUUUCUUCUUCUUCUUCUUCUUUUCGUUUGUUCAUCACUCCCUAUCUUCUUCUUCAUCUAUCAAAUGGUUUGUUCAUCACUCCCUAUUUUCUUCGUUUUCUUCUUCCAAACGAUUUAAUAAUCUAUCCUUUCUUCUUCUUCUUCUUCUUCUUCUUCUUCUUUUCUCGUUUGUUCAUCACCCUAUUUUUUUUCGUUUUUUCUUCCGAAGGAUUUUGUAUCUUUCUUCUUCCCUUCUUAUUUUCUUCUUCUUCUUUUUCUUCUUCUUCGUUUUUUCUUCCGAAGGAUUUAAUAAUCACACCCUAUCUUUCUUCUUCUUCUUCUUCUUCUUCUUCUUUUCUUCUUCUUCUUCUUCUUCUUCUUUUUCUCGUUUGUUCAUCACCCCCUAUUUUUUUCGUUUUCUUCUUCCGAAGGAUUUAAUAAUCACACCCUAUCUUUCUUCUUCUUCUUCUUCUUUUCGUUUGUUCAUCACUCCCUAUCUUCUUCUUCUUCUAUCAAAUGGUUUGUUCAUCACUCCCUAUUUUCUUCGUUUUCUUCUUCCAAAGGAUUUAAUAAUCACUCCCUCCCUUUCUUCUUCUUUUCUUUUCUUCUUCUUCUUCUCGUUUUGUUUCUAUUUUUUUUCUUUUCUUCUUCCGAAGGAUUUCUUCACCCUAUCUUUCUUCUUUCUUCUUCUUUUUCUUCUUCUUCUUCUCGUUUGUUCAUCACCCCUAUUUUUUCUUUUUCUUCUUCCGAAGGAUUUAAUAAUCACAUCUUCUUUUCUUCUUCUUCUUCUUCUUUUCGUUUCUUCUUCUUCUUUUUCUCGUUUGUUCAUCACCCCUAUUUUCUUCGUUUUCUUCUUCGAAGGAUUUAAUAAUCACACCCUAUCUUUCUUUCUUCUUCUUCUUUUCGUUUGUUCAUCAAUCUUCUUCUUCUUCUAUCAAAUGGUUUGUUCAUCACUCCCUAUUUUCUUCGUUUUCUUUUUCCAAAGGAUUCCAAACUAUUUCUUCUUCUUCUUCUCUUCUUCUUCUUCUUCUUCUUCUUUUCGUUUGUUCAUCAAUCCCCCCUUCUUCUUCUUUUUUUUCUUCUUCCUUCCCCAUGCUUCUACUUCCCAACUGCUUUUACAUCUCGACGCCUUCGCAGGGGCUUCAUCUACCUCCGGUCGAGGCUUUUUAAAACUGUUCAACCUCCCCCUUCUAUGUUGUGAUUUUCCUCGUUGCCUGAAAGGCCAUCACAUAAGAAUAUACUUACGAUUUAAUAACUCCCUCUUCUUCUUCUUCUUCUUCUUCUUCUUCUUUUCGUUUGUUCAUCACUCCCUAUCUUUCUUUCUUUCUUCUUCUUCUUCUUCUUCUUCUUCUUUUUCUUCUUCUUCUUUUCAACUUGCGAAGACAUUAAAAACGCCGGCAAAGAAUUCUGGGAUUGAAGAACCGCAACGUGAAACAAAGUGA
Messenger RNA from Acanthosepion pharaonis, 3093 nucleotides. The record is from the annotation of a GenBank genome assembly. NCBI's taxonomy places the organism in Eukaryota, Metazoa, Mollusca, Cephalopoda, Sepiida, Sepiidae.